Messenger RNA from Cadophora gregata, 3218 nucleotides. RefSeq lists its product as uncharacterized. Gene Ontology annotation, molecular function: zinc ion binding; DNA-binding transcription factor activity, RNA polymerase II-specific. The transcript has 3 exons. NCBI's taxonomy places the organism in Eukaryota, Fungi, Ascomycota, Leotiomycetes, Helotiales, Ploettnerulaceae. The record is from RefSeq and is a predicted model, not a curated record. The coding region runs from base 1771 to 2796 and encodes 341 amino acids. Gene Ontology annotation, biological process: regulation of DNA-templated transcription.
GGGAAAUCUCGAUGUGGUUUUCAACAGAAACACAGGUUCAAAUAUUUAUACCAACUCCAGCCUCCCAAAUUCAAAUACCGAGCAACUUCAACUCUGAUCUAUGCACCAACCACCGCGCCUACAACUUCCCCAACAGCUUCUACAGUAUCCUUCUGCGAAGUCUUCGCUGUGAUAGCCGAAAGCACUAUCAACUCCAGAAACAGAUCAUCACAAGGAACAAACAACUCCAACUUCCUCUCUCCAGAGCCCGGAAACCCCGCAGAUCUCAUCGACGCCAAUUUCAUCACCGCAGCAUCUUUCAAUUCCCAUCCACUCCCCGUGAUCUGAUUAACCGUCCAUUUGAACUUCCCCGCAGGAGAAACGAGCGUGAAGUUCCCCGAUAACGAACCCUCCCUUAACGUCGCCGUCUGUCCGCGAUGGUUAAGAUUGAUGGUCGAGGAGAAGGUGUGCAUGAUAGCAUCUCCGAUUCUGUUUUCUGGGAUUGGAUGGCCGCGGAAUACUGAGACGUUGGGUUUUGAUUUUGAGGUGACGAUUGUGAAUAUUGGUGGGACGUCGGCGGGGUAUCCGAGGGGAUGGACGACGAUGUGGGAUGGGAGGUGAGGUGAGGGGCGGAUUGAGAAAGUUGAGGUUGCCGGAGGUCCGUUGGAGGAUGAGGAGAGGAGGCGGGAGAUGUAUUUACUCAUGGCAGAGGAAUGGUUUUAGGAUCUUAUGGAUUGGUUGGAUGAAGACGCUGUUGAGCGGUUGAAUGAUACACUGUAGUUUGGUGGAGGCUUUCAUCGAUUGUAGAUCGCGAUUGUUGAUUUCGUGUCCAGAUGCGGACCAACCAUGGUAGGAUUCAGACAGGAAUAUAUAUUGAAUCGAUUCAUACUUGUUCCCUUUCUAUCAUGUUGUAUGCUGCGCCGAGUUCGUUCUUACUUUCUGCGCCAUAAUCUGUAUGUUCAAGAUGUUUCUGAAACUUACGUGUAUUUUCAACAACUUGCAUUCCCUUUUAGGACAUAUCCUGCGCUCUGUCGCUUAUUAUCCCGACUCGGAGAUAAUCCAAAAAAGUUGACUGGAUAUGUGGGGAAAUGCUUACAGCCAAGAUCAGCUCAGGAGGAAAGGCUGUGAUGUUGAUCCAGUGGCAGUACCUGCCAAGUGAUUCUUGCGUCACAAGAAGCACAACGCCGAUCCCUCAGCCUUGCUUGAGAAUGUCGUGAGAAUUUACUGGCCGAUGUUUGUAUAUGAACUAAGCAUGGGGCAAAUCGGCAAUUUUUCCAUUGCUGAACUAUAAGGAUGGUAAAGUCCACCUCUUUGUGUAUCGACAGCGCGGUCAACAUCUAAAUCGAGCCAAGUCACACGCUUCAUCAUGCCUGGUGUUCCAUCCAGUCGGGGCUGCGAGGCUUGUCGAAAGCAAAAGAAGAAGGUUUGUUCAGCCCUCCAGAUGGUGGGCACUAUUCUGAGCUUUUGCAGUGCGACCAAUUGAAACCUGUCUGCUCCAGAUGUGCAAGGCUCAAAAUUGACUGCAUAGGUAGUGGCCAACAGCGGUACAAGUUCAAGAACCAGAUUACCAACUGGGAGGUUGUUCCGAAGCCCCAGCCACCUUCACUUGUCCCAGCACCUAGCAAUGGGAGAACCCUACUGCUCAGUGAUUUCAUCUCUACCUUGGGGAUUCUUGAUGUGAGGUAUGACUUGACUUAUUACGGAGGCUUUCUCAGUGAUAUCCCACGCCGACUGGGAACCAAUGAUGCUCUUGAUGCUUCCGUUGGUGCUUUGGCUGCAUCCUUUCCGUACAUGCAUACCAAACAACUUUCCCCGGAUAUGCUGAAGAAGUAUGGUCAUGCAUUGACAACCUUGCGCCUCCAUCUGAGUGAUCCGGUCAAAGCCUACAACCCCGAUACCUUGUGUGCAAUCUACCUCAUGGACGUCUGUCAGUCCUGGAUUGGGAGGAAAGAUGAUCUCUUGCAAGGCCAUGGAGAAGUCAUGGCGCAUUUACUGAAUGCUGCACCCGUCGACAAAUGGAAAGAAAGCUUCGAAGUAGAGAUGCUAGUCACUAUCUGUGCCGUAGUGGCAAUGGAAAGUUUAGCAAACCCCAAAAUCCAGCUCGACGAAUUCUUUACCAAGCUGGACAAUGUCCACGGUACUCAAUACGGUCCACAGAGAAACUCUGGCGAGAAUAAAGUGCCUUUCAGUAUCACUUUGCCGGGCCUUGCAAGCAUCGGGAAAUACUUUCGAGAUCCAGAACUGUAUCUUGUCGAGAUUUCAGCUAUGUAUCAAGAAUCCCUCCUGGAUUACGAAAUGGCACAAAAGCGUCUGAUGGCUGCAGCCAAAAUUCUCACAGCUACUCGAACACCUCUGGAGGCGUAUCCAGUCACUAAACAAUACACAGCUACCCAAGCAAUGGUCGGCUUGAUUGGCUCAAUCGUAUUGAACAUGGGAAACAUUCUUCGAAUCUUUUCACCAAACGACCUGACUCUUUCUGCAGAAGCAGCAAAAGUUUCCACGGAAAUGGUACUUUUGGCUCAGGAUGCGAGGCAGUAUCGGCCUCUGGGUUCGUCGUAUAUCCCGUUCUGUCUCGUGUCAGCGUGGGCGGCCGUGGAUGGGACAUCCGCUCAGUGGGAGAUCGAGAAUAUGUUAGAGGAAUGGCAGAGCGAUUUCCAGGAAACGAGGUGGAUAAAUAUCGCGAAAUGGUUGAGGAAUGGGCUUGAGGAUCUACGACUGAGAUUGAUGUUCUCGCAACUGGGAGUGCUUCCGGGUGAAUCGGUGGCAGUUGCCCAGGUGGCUCAGGUAGGAGGUCCCAACUCAUGUUGCAUCCUCUAAAAAUUGAAGAAUUGAUUCCGGAGAUAUUUUUUGGUCACUUUGCUGUGCGGUUUCGUUUUGCUAGGUAUGGCACAGAAACAUGAGGAAUCGCAUUCUAAGAAAUGGCGAUCUGGAAGAGUGUUUUCUUCCCGAUUUUCCCUUCUGUGCGUCUGCCGACAUUGUCGUUGCUCCGCGUGUCGAGUGGUGAUGACUGCUCUGAUACUCCGGAGCUCUGAUCGGCCUCUAUACUCUCACUCUAUUAGUCUUUGUGGAGUGACCUUCUUGUUCCUCGUCCUGGUAGUCAUACUCAACCGCCAUUUGUUCUAUCCUCGUGGUCCUCUCAGUGACCCGCGAUUCGAUCGGGCCUUUUGUUGACAUGGGUGCGUUGACUGGGCCGUCAUGAUCGUAUUAUAUUUGGACGUCGUCCACGUGAUAGAUUCUUU